Phoenix dactylifera (date palm) is the source of this 3116-nucleotide messenger RNA. RefSeq names its product two-component response regulator ORR21-like. The record is from RefSeq and is a predicted model, not a curated record. Gene Ontology annotation, biological process: phosphorelay signal transduction system; cytokinin-activated signaling pathway. NCBI's taxonomy places the organism in Eukaryota, Viridiplantae, Streptophyta, Magnoliopsida, Arecales, Arecaceae. Gene Ontology annotation, molecular function: DNA binding; DNA-binding transcription factor activity.
UCUCUCUCUCUCUCUCUCUCUCUCUCUCUCUCUUUCUCUCUCUCUCUCUCUCUCCCCGUUUCGUUCGGCUAUAAAUAAACUCCGCCUGCAUCCUCAAAGAAAAAUAAAGCGGAGAGACGCCGGAGGGUAGUUUAUAUUGCGGUCUUCUUCCCCGCUUCCCCCCUCUCUCUCUUUCUUUCUCUGGAGCUAAUCUUUGGCAAUAUCGAACCGAGGAAAUCUCGUUGGGGGCCGGAGAGGCCGCCUGUUGGAGCUUGGAAGGGGAGUUGGUUCUUGAUCUUGCCGCGGAUCCGUCCGGAAUUGGGGUUGCUUUGGCUUCUCAGCCGGGGUUUUGUGGCGGCGGAGGGGGUUCCUGAGUGGGGGAUCGGAGGGGAGGAUGGAGUAUUGAUUGGAAAGGCGGGGAAUGGAGGUCCGGGAGGGGAUUCGGUGAGGGUUUGAGGUGGUCUGGAGGUUUGGAGUUUUUUUUUCGAGUUUUUUUUCUUUAGAGGGUGGGGAGGGGCGGUGUGGAGAUGGCGAAGGUGCAGCAGAUGCCGCCGUCGAGCAUGGGAACGGGGAGUUUUUAUGAUGGGUCGUCGUCCAAGGUGAGGGAGCCGAUACCGAAGGAUUUCCCAGUGGGGAUGAGGGUUCUUGUGGUGGACGACGACACGAUCUGCUUGAGGAUUUUGGAGCGGAUGCUCCUGGAAUGCCGUUAUAAUGUCACAACUUGUACCAUGGCUACAAGAGCACUAUCUAUUCUGCGUGAGACAAAGGGUGGUUUUGACGUGGUAAUAAGUGAUGUUCAUAUGCCUGACAUGGACGGGUUCCAGUUACUUGAACUUAUUGGUCUUGAAAUGGAUCUUCCUGUUAUCAUGAUGUCGGCUGAUAUGAGAACCAGUAUCGUGAUGCAAGGAAUUAAGCAUGGGGCAUGUGAUUAUUUAAUUAAGCCUGUUCGCAUGGAAGAGCUGAAAAACAUAUGGCAGCAUGUUGUUAGAAAGAAGUGGCAAGACAACAGAGAAGCUGAACAUUCUGAUAGCUUUGAGGAUUCUGACCGUAAUAGACGAGUCACUGGUGAUGCUGAAAAUAAUUCCUCAGGGAUUGAUGCAACUGAUAAUGCCAGCAAAUCUCAGAAAAAGAGAAGAGAUGGUAGAGAAGAUGAUGAAGGUGAACUAGAUAAUAGUGAUUCUUCAUCAAAGAAACCACGUGUAGUGUGGUCUGUGGAACUUCAUCAACAGUUUGUUAAUGCUGUAAACCAACUUGGAAUAGACAAGGCUGUCCCCAAGAGAAUCCUUGACUUGAUGAAUGUUCCAAAUCUCACUAGAGAAAAUGUAGCGAGCCAUUUGCAGAAAUUCAGAUUGUAUCUGAAGAGAUUGAGUAUAGCUCAACACCACACUGGGCUUCCUAAUUCCUUGUCUGGCGUUGGCUCAAAUGCAAAAGUGCCUUUUCUUGGAAGCCUUGAUUUCCAAGGUUUGACUGUCGCAGGUCAAAUUCCUCCACAAACCUUGGCUGCUUGGCAAGAUGAGCUCUUAGGUCGACCUUCUGGCAGCUUAGGAAUGUCAGCAAUGGACCAACCACUUCUUCAACAAGCCUCAAUGCAAGGAGCUAAGUCUGUUCCUAUUGAACAUGGCAUAGCAUUUGGUCUUCCUCUGAUGAAAUGCCCGGCCAACAUGCCCAGACAGUUCCCUCAAUCGAAUGCUGUUAGGGGCUUGUCUUCUGGUUUUCCUACUUCAUCCUCCAGUAAAGUGAUCUCCGCCAGCAAUCUUGGAGGGUUAAGUAAUACUCAAAAUAGUAACUUGCAGGUCCCCGUGUUACAGCAGCAACAGCUGCAUCCUGUGCUAUCAGAAUCCCAUCGUGCAAUUAAUGUGCAACCAUCUUGUCUAGUUCUUCCCUCUCAGGCAUCAAAAAGUUUUCAGGAAAGGGAGAAUCCUGUGCUUGCAAAUCAGAAUUCUGUAGUAGUGCCUUCUCGAUUAUCGACUAGUUUUCAAUCAGGUAAUAAUCCUAAUCCUAUGAAUAUAAUUGUCCCCCCUCAGUCAUCAACCAGUAUGCAGGCAGAUAAUAAUCUUGGUCUCAUAAAUCAGAAUUCAUCAUUGACCAAUUUUCAAGGUGGAAAUAAUCCUGGUCUCAUAAAUCAGAACUCCAUGGUAGUCCCUUCACAGCCGCUGACUAGUUUUCAGGCAGGGAGCAAUCCUUCCCCCAUAAGCCAUAGCUCCAGCUAUAAGAAAGGCAGUAGAAUUGUAGAUUACAACCUACUUUCGUCUAAUUCAAGUAAUGUACAAGUGGGUGAGGCACAGGUCUCAGAUGAAGUCUUCAAGAAUGUCGCUGUGCUAAAUAGCUGCUCGAUUCCUAAAUCAAUUUCUUCAUCAGUGCCAUCCUGUACUGAUGUCGGUUGGUGGGCGCAGACCCUUCAUGGGAAUAUUGGUCCUGUUAAUCAAUCUUGUCUCAUGCCUAACUUGAGCAACAUCCAGGGUGCUGGUGCAGUGUCACAGAUUUUGCCUGAUCAAGGACAAGGGAAAAAUCUUGAUUUGCCCAACUUUAGCAACAUCGAUUGUGGUGGUACAGUGUCACAGACUUUACCUGGUCAAGGACAAGGGAGAAGUCUUGGUUUCAUUGGUAAAGGUGCUCGCAUUCCCAGCUGGUUUGCUGUGGAUGACAUUCAAUCUCCCACUACUGGCUCGCGUCUAAAUGAUGAUGGAGACAUAUUGAACCAAGGUCUUCUUGGAUCUAAUGGCGAUCUUUGAAGUGUGGAACCCCAUGAGUCCUCAGAUUUCAAGUGACUUAUAUGCUCUCUGUAAAUAGGGAUGGGGUGGUAGAAUGCUUCGUGAAAUCCUUAACAGCACUUCAUGGACAACAUUCAGGAUAUCUGAUUCAGUCCUUUUUUCCCUUUUCAAACAUUUCUAUUGUCAUUUAGGUUAGUCACCCUGCUCAGGUCCUCAGAAAUCAUAUAUGGGACUCAAUGUUACUUGUCCUGGGAGGGUGGUGAGUUCGCAAAUUAUUUUUAGUAGCCUCUAUUAUCUUUUGUGAAAGGGAAAGAUAACUUUCAUUGAAUUUUUACAGUUACUGUGCAAUUGAAGAAACAAGCCCCAUUUGUGGCUGUGGUAAUUGGUUUAAUUUGUUGAUUUGAUAGAAUAGCCUAAUUCUAUUUU